Molecule: messenger RNA, 2853 nt
Organism: Guillardia theta CCMP2712
Lineage: Eukaryota; Cryptophyceae; Pyrenomonadales; Geminigeraceae
Exons: 4
Coding region: 1-2853 (950 amino acids)
Source: RefSeq, a predicted model, not a curated record
AUGCUAGUCAGCUCCGAGCGAAGGUUUCUACCCUCAACGAAGAGCUCUCGAAGCUCGGGCUCGUCCAGCAUGGCUUCAUGUUCAAGCCUCGGCGCUGCCCAUGUCCCCGGGACGCUGCCCUCUCCUCAUAGCCUGGACGUUCACUGCUCGAGAUCUCUCCGUGCCCAGAAGCAUCCUCUGGCGACCUUCUUCGUUGAGGCGCACUGGCACGACUUCGUUCAUAAUGCUGGAGCGAUCCUCUACCGUCGUGUGAGGGCUCCUGCACCGUACCGGCUGCAGAUGGACGCCCCCCGGCAUCUGUGGUACACAUCCCUGGUUUGCGCGCUCUCGUCGACUCGUCUCAUGAGCACUUCAUUCCUCCCCCUGCGCAGCGAAAUGCACACAGUCCACAGCGAGAAGCUGCACAAACACACACAAAACACAAGCUCCUCCUCGGACUUUGUCGAGUCGCCCGAGGGGGAGUCUUCGCCGGAGGUCUCCGACUCCGAUGGGGGACACACGUCGAGUGGCCCCGACGAUCGGCGCGGAGCUGGCGAGGCGUCUCCGUCCCUCACUGUGACGUCGGGUGCCUCCGGAGAGCUCGACACCACUGGGGUGCUUGCUGCUGGUCCGAGCUCGCCUGCUUCCUCCCCGGCAUCGGUCGGGUCACGCCGGGCCUUGGGCAUUGCCGCGGCGUCGCCGCCGUCACGGGCGGUGUUGGUUUCGGCUACCGCUGACUCGGAGGCUAGCGAGGAGGACUACCUCGAGCGGUACCGUGUUCCUGUGUCCAGCCUCCCUCCGUCCGCUGCCCCAGGCGGACCCCCGGGCAGCGCCGGCUCCUUGUCGGCGGCUGCCCUUUCUCCGUCCGCGGCCGCCCGCUUUGUGGCGGCAGCGGACGUCUCGACUGACAGUGGUCAGUCGGCUGCCUCCGCCGCGCAUCCCGACCUCAGGCUCGAGUUUGCGAGGUUCAAGCGGGAGCUUCCGCAUAGUCGAGGAGGGGACGAGUUCACGCCCUCUGAGGGUCUACACCCCGCUGUUUACUAUACGGCUAUCGCUCGCUUCCUCGCUUGGUACUCUGACCAGCCCAUGUCCCGGACGCUGCCCUCUCCUCAUAGCCUGGACGUUCACUGCUCGAGAUCUCUCCGUGCCCAGAAGCAUCCUCUGGCGACCUUCUUCGUUGAGGCGCACGACUUCGUUCAUAAUGCUGGAGCGAUCCUCUACCGUCGUGUCAAGGCUCCUGCACCGGCUGCAGAUGGCGCGGCGAUCCCACCUGCCCCGGCUGCUGUGCCUGAUGACGCAGGACGCCUCGUCGACUCGUCUCAUGAGCACUUCAUUCCUCCCCCUGCGCAGCGAAAUGUGACUCCUCUUGUCAUGCGCGUCUUCCCUCGCCAUGUGCAUGCUCGCGCUGCGCUGACCGAUCAGCAGCGUGAUAUCCUCACCUUGCACAGCCGCAGGACACACUCGCUCAAGUCGCAGGAUAGGGUCUUGCAGUCUACCAUCUUCGCUCAUUUUCCUGAGCGAGACCUGAGCCACUCGGCGAUGCGAGUCUCGAGCUACUACCCCCUCAAGGCCUUCCCGCACCGCUAUGCUCAGAUGCUCGACUGCUAUCUCCAUCAUGGCAUGCCGAUCUGCCAGUGUCCGACGGAAUGUGAUGGAUGUCAGCGCGAGCUCGAUCCCUCCGUUGCUGCACAUCAUCUCCAGACCUGCAAACGCCGAUCCUCCAAGCUUCCCACGGCGCAUGACAACCUUACUCGUACGAUUCGGUCGAUGCUGAACGAAGCUGGUCUUCAGAGCGUCAUCGAUACAGUGGGGGAUCCUCGUUCUCGACGGCAGGUACCCUCCCAUCCUCAUGGCCGCAAGAUGAAGGGCGAUAUCCACAUCCCUGGAAUCCGCGAUCGAGGGUCCGAGCAGUACGAGGGCUUGAUGGCGGACGUGACGUUGGUCCACCCUUACAUUGGUAGCUCUGCCGACCUGACCAAGUGGGGGGAGGUCAACCUCGACGCCCUCCAUGUUGCAGCGUCUGAGAAGAUUCGCAAACAUCGCGCUGCAUAUGCCAUGACUACUCCUCCUCGAGCGUUCAUCCCUCUUGCCAUCUCGACGGACGGUACCCUGCAUCCUGACACCCUCCGCUUCAUCUGGUAUUUGGCGGACAUCAUUGCUCAGCGCUCAAUGCCUCUUGAGGAUGCGGCGUUUGGUCGGCACUUCGUGCCUGAUGACGGCCCUGCUGCUGAGGUCUUGGCUCGCAAACGCGCCGCCACCUAUCAGCGCCUCACCAUGCAGCUUACGCUGGAAGCGCUCUUGUCUGGUGCGAGGCGCAUGACGCCCUUGCGGGCGCAAGCACUGGCUUCUCGAGCCAGAGGACAGCUCCUCCUCGGACUUUGUCGAGUCGCCCGAGGAGUCUUCGCCGGAGGUCUCCGACUCCGAUGGGGGAAACCCUUCGAGUGGCCCCGACGAUCGGCGCGGAGCUGGCGAGGCGUACGGUCUCCGUCCCUCACUGUGACGUCGGGUGCCUCCGGAGAGCUCGACACCACUGGGGUGCUUCAAUGUGCUGCUGGUCCGAGCUCGCCUGCUUCCUCCCCGGCAUCGGUCGGGUCACGCCGGGCCUUGGGCAUUGCCGCGGCGUCGCCGCCGUCACGGGCGGCUACCACUGACUCGGCUACCGCUGACUCGGAGGCUAGCGAGGAGGACUACCUCGAGCGGUACCGUGUUCCUGUGUCCAGCCUCCCUCCGUCCGCUGCCCCAGGCGGACCCCCGGGCAGCGCCGGCUCCUUGUCGGCGGCUGCCCUUUCUCCGUCCGCGGCCGCCCGCUUUGUGGCGGCAGCGGACGUCUCGACUGACAGUGGUCAGUCGGCUGCCUCCGGGUAUCGCGUGUAA